This is a messenger RNA of Mucor velutinosus, 1530 nucleotides long. RefSeq lists its product as uncharacterized. Gene Ontology annotation, molecular function: glutaminyl-tRNA synthase (glutamine-hydrolyzing) activity. Bases 1 to 1530 code for a protein of 509 amino acids. The record is from RefSeq and is a predicted model, not a curated record. Gene Ontology annotation, cellular component: mitochondrion; glutamyl-tRNA(Gln) amidotransferase complex. The transcript is spliced from 8 exons. Gene Ontology annotation, biological process: mitochondrial translation; glutaminyl-tRNAGln biosynthesis via transamidation. Lineage: Eukaryota; Fungi; Mucoromycota; Mucoromycetes; Mucorales; Mucoraceae.
AUGAUUUCAAGGUCCAUACGAAGAGCAGCUCAACAGUUUGGAGUCCCAAAGAACUGCCGUUAUUCCUCAACAAUUGCGUUGAAAAAUGCGCUUGACACAAUUGAGCAAUACAAUCCAGACAUAAAUGCAUUUAUCUCUGUCAAUGAUUCACACAUAUUGCAAAAAAAGGCAAAAGCCUCUGACGAGAGACAAGCACAAGGAAAACCACUGAGUGCGUUGGAUGGCACCACUGUGGCUAUCAAAGAUAACAUUUGCACCAGCUUUUUACCAACUACAUGUGCAUCUAAUAUGCUGAGAGACUUCACGUCACCUUACGACGCCACUGUUGUGAAAUUACUGGAUGAAGCUGGUGCAUUGAUUGUUGGCAAGACGAAUAUGGACGAGUUUGGCAUGGGUUCAUACAAUGUUCACAGCGCAUUUGGGCCUGUCAUGAAUCCAAUUGGGUAUAGCAAAAAAGAAACGAGGUCUGCAGGAGGUAGCUCCGGUGGAAGUGCUGCUAGCGUGGCCAUGAACAUGUGUACAGCCGCAUUGGGAUCAGAUACGGGUGGAUCAGUCAGAAUGCCUGCAUCCUACUGUGGAUUGGUUGGAUUCAAGCCUACCUACGGCAGAUGUUCUAGACAUGGAUUAAUCGCAUAUGCAAAUUCAUUAGAUACAAUUGGUAUAUUAACAAGAAAUGUGCAAGAUUGCUCCAAAGUGUACGACAUUAUUUCACACUAUGAUGUCCAGGACCCAACAUCGAUACCAAGCGAACUACGAUAUCAAUUAGAUGACCAACACCAGACUUUGCUAUCUAGACUCCAACAGCAAGGCAAUUUAGAAGGGUUAGUUGUUGGUGUCCCACAAGAAUUUUACGUCGAUUCACUGUCGCCUCAAGUACUCAAAGUGUGGAGAAACGGAAUACAGCAUUUGAGGGAUUUGGGCGCAACGAUAAAAUCAGUGUCAAUUCCUCAUAUAUCCUUAGCUUUACCUGCUUAUUAUAUCAUAGCAUUGGCAGAAGCGAGCUCAAACCUAUCUAGAUAUGAUGGCAUUCGCUAUGGUUAUCGGAGUAGCGAUAUAGAUCAAGCAGAUCAUGAACUAUUGUAUGAGGCAACUCGAACACAUGGAUUUGGACAUGAAGUACAAAGACGUAUAUUACUAGGAACGCAUGUGUUGACUGCUGGUACAUUUGAGACGCUGUUCCUUCCUGCCCAAAAAGCCAGAAGAUUGAUUCAGAGUGAAUUCAACCACGUAUUUUCACAACCCAAUCUAUUAGACAACGAUUCUACAAAGCACGGAGAGGCAGAUGUGCUACUAGUACCUAGCGCGACAUCGACUGCACCCAAUCUGGACAAAACUCGCAACACUGACAAUGGCGUUGAAGAAUACAUGGAUGAUGUGAUGACAUUACCUGCCAAUUUAGCAGGAAUUCCUGCCAUCACAGUACCAUUUGAGGAGAAGGACGAGGGUUAUCCAAUUGGAUUGCAAUUAUUAGGCCAAUAUGGUCAUGACAAAUUCUUACUGCACGUAGCCGAGCAAAUGACUAGAAAAUAG